AUGCGCGACUUGCACUCUUUCUGCUCCAAGUGCGGCGAGGAUGGCGACAUUGACGCUGUGGGCGGCACGGCGCAGUUCAAUCACCCACACGGCGUCGCCAUCAGCCCAGACGGUAGCGCUCUGUUUGUGGCAGACUUCGGCAACGACAAGAUCCGGCGGGUGGAGGUGGCGAUUGGAGCGGUGACCACGCUCGCGGGCAGUGGUUGGGGUGGCGACGCUGACGGCGUGGGCGUCGCGGCGCAGUUCUACUACCCCCACGGCGUCGCCAUCAGCUCCGACGGCGGCGCGUUGUUUGUUUCGGACAUGGACAACCACAAGAUCCGGCGGGUGGAGGUGGCGACUGGCGCGGUGACCACCGGGCAGUGGCACUGA
Molecule: messenger RNA, 372 nt
Organism: Emiliania huxleyi CCMP1516
Lineage: Eukaryota; Haptophyta; Isochrysidales; Noelaerhabdaceae
Exons: 2
Coding region: 1-372 (123 amino acids)
Molecular function (GO): protein binding
Source: RefSeq, a predicted model, not a curated record